AUGAACUUCUCCGAUCAGUCAGCCUUGAAUUUUGUUCUAGUUUCCCAGGAGUAUGACCACGACAUUCCUGGAAGAUGGCCCGUCGAGUCCAUGCUUUCUAUCCAGAAAGCCGUUGAAAGUCAAUCAUGGAUGACGUUCAGCUGGGUUCAAAUUACCUCUAUUCUUAUAGUUAUAUGGCUACUUAUUGUGGCGACUCUACGAGACCGGAGAGAGCGGCAGAGGAGAAAACGCUUCAACUUUCCUACGAGAGAGUCGUUUGCCAGAAUGACCGUUCGUGAUGCCUGGGCCAUUCAGCUUAAUCUCAUGGACACCGAGACCUCCUUUUUCUUCAUGCUUGCACUGAAGUUUGCCAUUUUUUCGGUCAACGGUAUACCUUCCAUUUCUGGCUUGCUGGUCAAGACAAAUAAGCUCCCUUCGGAGCGUGUUCAUCUACGCUAUUCCAUGACCUCAGUCAUGAUCGCUGAAUUUCUCGCCUUCCCGCCUGAUGAUGAAAGGGCAUUACAGGCUAUAUCUCGAAUGAACAAUAUCCACCAAACUUACCAGAAGGCCGGUAAAAUUUUAAACGAUGAUCUACUAUACACCCUUGGGCUUUUUGCUUAUCUCCCUGUCCGGUGGGUCGGUAAAUAUGACUGGCGUGCACUGACUGACAUGGAGAAAUGUGCACUGGGUACAUUCUGGAAAGAUAUUGGUGAUUGUAUGGAAAUCGACUAUUCACAACUACCAUCCUUUAAGUCUGGCUGGAAGGAUGGUCUCCACUGGCUUGAGGAAAUCACAGAAUGGGGAGAUCAAUAUGAAAAAAAGAACAUGGUUCCCUGCGAGAGCAACCGGACAGUUGCUCUCUCCGCUAUUGGUAUCAUACUCUAUAUUGUUCCUGACUUCCUAAAACCGACGGCAAAGAAGAUGAUAUUUGCUUUACUGGAAGAUAGAAUGAUAAAGGCGUUGAUGCUUCCUGAGUCAUCCAAAUUAUAUAAACUCUCCGUUGAGGCUAUACUUAAUAUCCGACGUUAUAUAGUCCGCUACUUCUUUCCACCUCGCCCUUCGUGCAUGCGCUUCCAACCCCUGGCUGCAGAGCCUGACAAGGAUGGCAGGUAUUAUCUGCAAACAUACGACUCCAAACCUUUCUACAUCAAACCCACAAUUUCAUCCCGCUGGACUUCUCCUGCUGCUAUUAUUAGAAGGGUUCUUGGCCUGCCUUUGCCAGGAGACAAUGGUAACGAGUAUUGCCCUCGAGGGUAUCGACUGGAAGAGCUAGGUCCCUCCUGGAUCCUGGAGAAAAAGACAAUCCAACAAGAUGUUAAAAUCGCUCGUCAAAGAUUGCACGAAAAUCACACCACUGGCUGCCCCUUUGGAUGA
This is a messenger RNA of Nannizzia gypsea CBS 118893, 1353 nucleotides long. RefSeq lists its product as hypothetical. The transcript has 3 exons. Lineage: Eukaryota; Fungi; Ascomycota; Eurotiomycetes; Onygenales; Arthrodermataceae. Gene Ontology annotation, molecular function: oxidoreductase activity. The record is from RefSeq and is a predicted model, not a curated record. Bases 1 to 1353 code for a protein of 450 amino acids.